AUGCCUAACAUACAAGCUGCCUAUGAAUUAGUGAUACAAGAAGUUGCUAAGGAUAUCCAGGUACAGCACCCUGCAGCCAAGUCCAUGAUUGAGAUCAGCCGCACUCAAGAUGAGGAAGUUGGUGAUGGGACCACAUCAGUUAUCAUUCUAGCUGGAGAAAUGCUGGCUGUAGCUGAACAGUUUCUCGAACAACAGAUACAUCCAACUGUCGUGAUCAGUGCUUACCGUAAGGCCUUGGAUGAUGCAAUCAAUAUCCUUAAAGAGAUAAGUACUCCAGUAGAUGUUAAUAACCGUGAGAUGAUGCUGAAGAUUAUACACAGUGCCAUUAAUACAAAAGCUAUUAGCCGCUGGGCAGACCUAGCCUGCACCAUUGCCCUGGAUGCUGUGAAAACUGUACAGUUUGAGGACAAUGGAAGGAAGGAGAUCGACAUUAAGAAAUAUGCCAAAGUUGAAAAGGUACAUGGUGGAAUUUUAGAGAUUUAUAAAAAAAGAAAUUAUGAAAUUUCAUCCAUAAACGAAGUAAACAUAGGUUAUCGUAAAAUUGACUUGUUUUUGGAAGAACUGCUGUUAGACGAAAGAAUUGAUGCUGACAUAAAUUAUGAAAUUUCAUCCAUAAACGAAGUAAACAUAGGUUAUCGUAAAAUUGACUUGUUUUUGGAAGAACUGCUGUUAGACGAAAGAAUUGAUGCUGACAUGUAUAACUAUUUAAAAAUUGAGUUUCCUGUUAUCAGUACUAUAGUAGGGAUACCUAAAGUACACAAAAAUGUGAAUGAUCCCCCAUUUCGUCCCAUCAUAUCUGGUAACAGAUCUAAAACCUUCCUUUUUGGAUCUGUAAUAGACAAAUGGUUAAAGCCCUCAUACAAAAACACUAGACACUUGUUAAAAGACUCAUGGGACCUUCUAGGGAGACUAACUCCUGACUUGUACUCCACAAGUACACAUCUGGUCACUAUAGAUGUAGUAGACCUUUUUUCCAGCAUCCCUUUGGAUGAAGGGAUGAGGAGAUUUAGCAACAGCAUUGACAAGUAUAGUACCUUAGAUUGGGAUAAGAGGUUACUAGUUAUGGAAUUCAUUGAUAUUGUGUUAACACACAAUUAUGUGUAUUUUGAAGGUGAAUACUACAGACAGUGCAAAGGGGUAGCUAUGGGAGCGGCUUGCGCUCCCAUAUUUGCCAACUUGUUCCUAUUAGAUUGGGAGAAUGAAUACAUUUUGCAAACUGAAUGGAAAGGUUAUAUUAACCUAUACACGAGAUUUUUGGAUGAUACUGAACUUGAAAUAAUUCGUGAGGAGGACUUUAGUCGUGUUCUUCAAAUGGAGGAGGAGUAUAUCCAGCAGAUUUGUGAGGAUAUAGUAAGAGUCAAACCAGAUGUAGUUUUCACAGAGAAGGGAAUUUCAGAUCUGGCACAGCAUUAUUUGAUGAAGGCUAACAUCACAGCCAUCCGAAGAAUCAGAAAGACUGACAACAACAGAAUUGCUAGGGCUUGUGGUGCAAGGAUUGUUAGCCGUACAGAUGAGUUGCGUGAAGAUGAUGUUGGUACUGGAGCAGGACUCUUUGAGAUUAAAAAAAUUGGUGAUGAGUAUUUCACAUUUGUCACAGACUGUAAAGAUCCAAAAGCAUGCACUAUAGUUCUUCGAGGAGCAAGCAAGGACAUCCUGGCAGAGGUAGAGCGGAACUUACAGGAUGCCAUGCAAGUUUGUCGUAAUGUGUUGUUGGAUCCACAUCUUGUACCUGGAGGUGGGGCUACUGAAAUGGCAGUUGCCCAUGCCCUGACUGAGAAGUCAAAAUCCAUGACUGGCGUGGAACAGUGGCCAUACCGUGCUGUAGCACAGGCCUUGGAGGUCAUUGCCAGGACACUUAUUCAGAACUGUGGAGCCAGUACUAUACGUGUGCUGACAUCUCUAAGGGCAAAGCAUACGCAGGAAGGCUGCCAGUCAUGGGGUGUUAAUGGUGAAACAGGUGUUCUGACUGACAUGAAAGAAAUGGGCAUUUGGGACCUUGCUGUCAAGUUGCAGACAUACAAAACUGCAGUGGAGGAUAGCAAAGGAAGCUCUGAAACUCCUUCUACUAGCGCCAUUUUGGCUGAGGCAGCAUUGGUUUCCCCUGCUGUUUCACGUGACAAAGAGAAAUUACAGGAGAAGACCUCUUCAACAGGACCUGAUAACUCGGCAGAAAGAUUGCUUCCCCAGCCAGGUCUUCCAUAUCUCACUUGUCCUUAUGGAUGA
Protopterus annectens (West African lungfish) is the source of this 2223-nucleotide messenger RNA. RefSeq names its product chaperonin containing TCP1 subunit 3 (gene CCT3). The record is from RefSeq and is a predicted model, not a curated record. Gene Ontology annotation, molecular function: ATP binding; ATP hydrolysis activity; ATP-dependent protein folding chaperone. Gene Ontology annotation, cellular component: chaperonin-containing T-complex. NCBI's taxonomy places the organism in Eukaryota, Metazoa, Chordata, Ceratodontiformes, Protopteridae. Gene Ontology annotation, biological process: protein folding.